Messenger RNA from Chiroxiphia lanceolata (lance-tailed manakin), 565 nucleotides. RefSeq names its product mitochondrial ribosomal protein L57 (gene MRPL57). The transcript has 2 exons. Gene Ontology annotation, molecular function: structural constituent of ribosome. The record is from RefSeq and is a predicted model, not a curated record. The coding region runs from base 89 to 400 and encodes 103 amino acids. Gene Ontology annotation, cellular component: mitochondrial ribosome. Gene Ontology annotation, biological process: mitochondrial translation. NCBI's taxonomy places the organism in Eukaryota, Metazoa, Chordata, Aves, Passeriformes, Pipridae.
CGAGCGUCUCGCGAGAGUCGCGCCCCGCCCGCCUGCCGCCAUCUUGGUUCCCACCGCGGGGCCGGAGCUGCCGGAGCUUCCAGGCGCAAUGUUUUUAACGACAGUAUUACUCCGAAAGAGAAUUCCUGGACACCAAUGGAUUGGGAAGUACAGGCGACCAAGACCGGUUACCCUUUCAAUGAUGCAAGCAAUGGUCCGAAGACUGGAAAUUGAAGCAGAGAAUGAAUAUUGGCUGAGCCGGCCUUACCUGACCCGGGAGCAGGAGUACAAACACAACACGGAACACAGACGUGCCAAGUGGGAAGCUUUCAAACGCCUGAAACAAGCCAAGUUUCCUGAGCACAGAUACAUCAGUGAUCAUUUAAACCACUUGAAUGUGACAAAAAAGUGGACAUGCUGAAUAACACAGCAUAUUUAUAUUUGGCAUGUCAUACACUGCCACGGGAUCUGCCCUUGUACCUAUUAUGGUGGGUUUGUAAUUCAGUGUAAUUAGGGUGGAUGAGAAGUAAGACUUUGCUACGAUGUACAGAAUGUUUCAUUAAAAGUAGUCCUGUGGAACACUGUA